GCACAUAGCACAAGUUGCAUACAUGUUAGCUUCCUUCCUUCCUUCCCCCGAUUGGCCUUCCGGAGCAGAAAACAGAGUCAAAAUCCUGUUCUCUUUCUCUCUCAGUGUCAGUGGAAGUCAAUGGAGAAUCGAGCUCUGGACCCAGGAACUCGGGACUCCUAUGGUGCCACCAGCCAUCUCCCCAACAAGGGGGCCUUGGCGAAGGCCAGGAACAACUUCAAAGACCUGAUGUCCAAGCUGACAGAGGGCCAGUAUGUGCUGUGCCGGUGGACAGAUGGACUGUAUUACCUUGGGAAGAUCAAGAGGGUCAGCAGUUCUAAGCAAAGCUGCCUUGUGACUUUCGAAGAUAAUUCCAAAUACUGGGUCCUAUGGAAGGACAUACAGCAUGCUGGUGUCCCAGGUGAGGAGCCCAAGUGCAACAUCUGCCUGGGGAAGACGUCAGGGCCAUUGAAUGAGAUCCUCAUUUGUGGCAAAUGUGGCCUGGGUUACCACCAGCAGUGCCAUAUCCCCAUAGCAGGCAGUGCUGACCAGCCCCUGCUCACACCUUGGUUCUGCCGACGCUGCAUCUUCGCACUGGCUGUGCGGAAAGGCGGCGCGCUGAAGAAGGGCGCCAUCGCCAGGACGCUGCAGGCCGUGAAGAUGGUGCUGUCUUACCAGCCAGAGGAGCUCGAGUGGGACUCGCCGCAUCGUACUAACCAGCAGCAAUGCUACUGCUACUGCGGUGGGCCCGGAGAAUGGUAUCUGCGGAUGCUGCAAUGUUAUCGGUGCAGACAGUGGUUCCAUGAGGCCUGCACGCAGUGCCUUAAUGAGCCCAUGAUGUUCGGAGACCGGUUCUACCUGUUCUUCUGCUCCGUGUGUAACCAGGGCCCAGAGUACAUCGAGAGGCUGCCCUUGCGAUGGGUGGACGUGGUUCACCUGGCCCUCUACAACCUGGGGGUGCAGAGCAAGAAAAAGUACUUUGACUUUGAAGAGAUUCUGGCCUUUGUCAACCACCACUGGGAGCUUCUGCAGCUUGGCAAGCUGACCAGCACCCCUGUGACGGAUCGAGGACCUCAUCUUCUCAAUGCUCUGAACAGUUACAAAAGCCGGUUUCUCUGCGGCAAGGAGAUCAAGAAGAAGAAGUGCAUCUUCCGCCUACGCGUCCGUGUUCCUCCCAACCCGCCAGGGAAAUUGCUGCCUGACAAGGGGCUGGUGCCCAGUGAGAAUGGCGCCUCCUCUGAGCUGCAAAAGAGAGGAAAGAGCAAGUCGAGUUUGUUGCCUCACGAAUUCCAGCAGCAGAAAAGGCGAGUUUAUAGAAGAAAAAGAUCAAAGUUUUUGCUGGAAGAUGCUAUUCCCAGUAGCGACUUCACCUCAGCCUGGAGCACCAACCACCACCUGGCCAGCAUAUUUGACUUCACACUGGACGAAAUUCAGAGUUUAAAAAGCGCCAGCUCAGGCCAGACCUUCUCAGACGUGGACUCCACGGAUGCUGCCAGCACCUCUGGCUCUGCCUCUACCAGCCUCUCCUAUGACUCCAGACGGACAGUGGGCAGUCGCAAGAGGAAGCUGGCAGCCAAAGUGUACAUGCCGCUGCGGGCAAAGCGGCGAGCGGCUGAGCUGGGUGGGCGCUGCCCCUCAGACAGCAGUGCAGAGGGGGCUUCAGGCCCUGAGCGGCCCGACGAAGGCAUCGACAGCCACACGUUUGAGAGCAUCAGUGAAGAUGACUCGUCCUUGUCCCACCUCAAAUCAUCCAUCACCAACUACUUUGGCGCAGCUGGGCGGUUGGCCUGUGGGGAGAAGUACCAGGUGUUGGCUCGGAGGGUCACGCCAGAGGGCAAGGUUCAGUACCUGGUGGAGUGGGAGGGGACCACCCCUUACUGACAAGCCCUCAGGGAGCCCAGGAAACCAAAGGAGGGAUAGCAGAAGCCACAGCCUCCCCAUUUGUCUCCAGGCUGGGGUGGGGAGGGAAGCAGGACCAGGCUGCAAGUGUCUGGCUAAAGGCCCAGCCUGCCUGCCAGAGGCCCUGCCCAAGCCUAGGCCUUUGCCGCCUCUGCUGUGCUCAUUCUGCUCUUGGGCCUUUUCAGGCUCAUUACCCCUCUGCCUGUCUCUAAGGUCCCACUGGCUAUUUCUCAGUGUCACCACAUCCCAACUCCAGCCCCUCAAACUCCUGUAUCUGUACCUCUGAAUCUGUGCCCCUCCGGCUCUGUGACCCUGUCUCCUGAGGCCUGAAUCUCUUUGUCCCUUCACCUCUCACCCCCUUUGGAUAUGUAAUAUGUGUUUACACACCCUAUAUGUGCACAUCUGUCCCUCCACUGGAUGCCCGUCACAGCUGACCCAUGGGGCAGCCAGUCCUCCCCAGGGCCACAUUAUGAGAAUGGGUGAAGGGGAUAAGAGGAUGCCUCUCAGCUUUUCUCUCCCACUUUCCUGCCAUUCCCCCCUUCCCUCUGGGAAACCCUGUGUGGCAGAGACCCUGGGAUGCUAAGGAUCUGAGGAGUGAAAAGGCUGGGUCUUUGCUUCAGAAGACACCAGCACCAGGGCCCAAUAAUUAAGGCUGAAAGUGAAGACUACAGGUGUCAGCUUCUUAGGUCACAGUUUCCUUCCCCUGACCCCACCCUAUUAGUUGCCUUGGAGCUGGGCCUGGCCUUGUUGCUGGAAUGAAGGCAUCCUUGAAACCUGAGCAACAGGUGGGGAGGGAGAGGGAAGCAGGAGGAAAGGAAGCCACGUCAUGCCAAAAUGCUGUUUCCUGUUACCCCUCCAGACCCCAUCACACAUAUAGCCAAAUACACAUACACAUUCACUCACACAAGCUUGCAUCCACAUGUGCUUUCAUCCUCCAGGCACACACCUCCACACAACCAGACACCCUAUAUCCAGGCACACACACUCAGCCCCCACCCUCCAGAUGUGUACACACGCACCUACACAUUCCCUCCAGUGCCCUGCCAGUCUGGCUCCUGCCCUUGGCUUUCCUUUGGCCUUCUUCCAAGGGCUAUGUGCUGCAACUAAAUGUGAAAGCCCAGUUCCUGGCCCUGUCUUUCAGCCCGUGAACCAGCUUUGGCCCCAUAGGUAAGCACAGGGUUCUCAUACCCUCUUCCAUGUCCCCUGCCCCAUCCUAAAAUUGACAAUCACUUUUGGGUGGGAUAGGUUGGAAUUUUUAAAGGGCCUGCAUCAUUCAGUCCCCUCAAAGGGAAGCCUUUGUCAGUGGGAGUAUAAAUAGAAUUCUUAGAAUUGACAAACUUGGUCCCAUGUGGGGGAAAACCAAAAAUGGGAAGGGAGGAAGGGACCCCUCAUUUUUGCUGCUUCCAGAGAUGUUAGAAACUGACUCACUUGAUCGGAAAAUGGAAAAGAAGUGCCUUGAAUGGGUGGCGGGGCGGGGGGGGCACCAGAUAGGGACCAGCCUUGCCAACUGCUGCUGUGGCUUCCAGCUUGGCUGGGGCCUGCAGGCUGCCAGCUGGAAGGCGAAGGUGGAUGGAGCAGCGGGAGGAGUGAUGACAGCAGUGGCAGCAGGCUUGAGGAGCUGGUUUUUCCGUUAUUAGGCCUGAUCCCCCCUCCCUCCCUUAGGGGGUCCCUGAGAUAGUUCAGAUGCCCCCUGCCUCAAACCUCAGCUCCUUCAGUGCCUUUCAAAUGGGAUCUCAUCUCCUGUGCACAGCCUAGCACCUCCCUCUGCUUCCCUGGCAUGGCCCAGGCAGGGAUGAGCUGGGGUUGGACACAGUUCAACCCCUUCUCAGCCCCACAGCUGCUGCCACUCAGGCCCAGCAGGGGUGUGGGACCUGGGAUCCAAUCUGGCUUUCUGUCUGGCUUCAGAGAGCACAGCAACUUCCCAGGCCUGCUUUCCAGGCUUCUGAGAAAGCACAGGAUGAGCAAGGUCUGUUACAGUGCAUCUGCACCUUCCCUACUUAGGCUCCAGACUCUGGGCUUGAAGAAAGGGGUGUCUUCCCCACUUGGGAAGUCAGCACAAGGCCUAGCAAGGUCACUCUGACUCCCCACCUCAGCAUUUCAUUCAUACCAGAUUUAAGAGCUGCAUUACUGCCCAUUGAUCUUAAAGUAACCCUGUGCACCUUCUAAAAGAUUUAUGGUUUGAGUUGCUGCUUUUAAUAACAUUUGUUAUAUUAAAGUUAUAAUUAAUGUGUCUGAUGUACAAUUUAAAAUUUCUUUGAAAAACUGCCUACCUUCACCCUAGUGAGUUAUCAGCUGCUGGAUAACAGGAGAUGUUGGCUUUGGUUUCUGCUCUUGGUUUCUUGGCAGUAAAGGAGGAGUGGCGGCACCACAUCCUCUUUCUGGCCAUCAUCUCAGGCCCACCACAUUCUCAGCAAUACUCUCACCCUUACCACCAGAGAGGAUGUGGAAAUUUUUUCUAUUGUAUCUUACCCAUGGAGGCAAAAAACAUGGGCUGAGGGCCACAGAGAGGCAAAAGAUGGGAAAUGAACUUAGAAACUGACCCUACUAAAAUACUUAAGUACAGACACUAUACAGCUUUACUCAGUAUACACAAGCAUGCAAUCAUAGAAAUCUGAAAUGAGUUUUAGGCCUGGCUCUGCCAUUUAUAACCCGCAUUCCUUUGGUCAGGCUCCUCUGGUUUAGUUUCCUUGCCCUUCCAAUGCCAGUGAUAACCCUUGGCGUAGCUGGUUCCCCUGCUUGUAGGGAGGGAACCCUUCACGUAUACCUGUUAAGGAUUAUUACUCUAAAAUAGACUUCUCUAAAUUGGGGCAGUUUGGAGAGAGAAAAAUAGAUGUGAUGGGGAAGGGAAAAAGUCAGCUAUAGGGAGAUGAAAACCAUGGGUUCAACUGAAAUCUGUAGUUUCAGAAGUAAAGCGUAGGCUUGAAUGAAGGGCUUCCCUGUGUUAAUAUCUGCUCUCAGAAAAGCUCAUUAACUGCAGCUCCCAGCUAUUUCCAUUGCUCCUUCUACUUCAACCUUGAACAAGACCACAAUGGGGGUCUGGGAGAAUUAUCUGGGUUGAAAUCAAUGUAAUGGAAUGAAAAGUGAAUGGCACAAGGUAUCAAGAGACCUGGCUAGUCUAAGCUCUAGUCAGCAGUUACAUAGACCCUUCUGAGAUCAGUGAGCCUACCUGGGCUGGAGAGUGCCUGCCUGGUCCUUGGUGGUCUAGGUUAGUGUUUCCAAAUUCACAAGAAAUAUUUAUCUUUGGAAUUUAGAAGCAAGAAAUUAGAGAAUCCUCAAAUCAUAAGUUAUUCUUAAAAUACCUCCAACAUUCUUCAUACUCUUUCAUCAUUAUAUAUAUAUAACAUUAUUUAAUAAAUAAGAAGUAUUAAGCUUAGUAGUAGUUACAAAGAACUGUAACCUACAGGGAAUAUUCAAACACUGGAAAAUGCCAGGGGACAUUAUUGGAUAGCAUUCAAAUAACCUAGCAAGGAUAACAGCACUAUACAGAAUCACAUGUCAAAACUGCCCAGCUUAAGAAUUUAUUUUGCUCCCAAAGCUUGUUUCUUGGUAUACCACUCAAUGGAUUUGUAUAAAGUACUAUCUGUAUUAACUUAUUUUAUUUGCAAGAAUGACUCACCAUUAGCAUCAGACAGGGCCACAGGCACACACAGUUAACACACAGCAACAACUACAAGCAAGACUGAGUGAUGAGAUGAUGGCCAUUUCUCUCCUAUGUGUUCCUGUCCUGUUUCCCUUAAUCUUCAACUCCAUGUAUCAGUGUUUCCUACUCUUGUUUUUUAUUUGAUGAAGAUGCCUUCAAACCAGUAACAUCUCUGCUGUUAAGCUUUAGUAUUCACAAGAUAAUUAUACUUUCUCCCAUUCCUUCAACUGGUUUUUCUAGGGAUUAGGAUUCAAAAAACACAUUUCUCAGAAAUCCUGGGAAGGAAUUUCCACAUGGGAACAUUAGCCUAGGUCCUGCUCUAGCUCCUGUAGCUUCAUUCUGGAAGGGCAGUGUGGUAUAGUGGCCAAACCAUGUAAGUUGGAAUCAUGCAGACCUGAAAAAUCAUUGAACCCCUCUAAAUCUGUUAUCUCAUCUGGAGAAUGGAGAUACCACCACCAACCUCCAGAUCUGUGGUGAGUAGAAAAUGAUGCAAUUUUAGAACUAACUUCUAGAGUCUCAUCCUUCAGAGUUGGCCAGAGCAGACUCUCAGGGUCAAUAUGUGGCAUAGAAAGGGACAUAUCUAACCUCUUUGAAUGAGAGACAGUAAGCACAUCACGUUUAGAAUCAGAGACUUGGAUUCAAAUCCUAGCUCUGCCACUUUCUUUAAGUGACUUACGCUCUCUGGUCUCAGAUUUCAUCUGCAAAAUGAGGCUAACAACGAGUUAUAAAAUAAAGAACUCAGGACAGUGCCUGGCACAGAGAGUAGGUGUUUAGUAAAUGUCCCCCUGCCCUCUCAUUUCCAGCAAUAGUAACUGACACAGAAGACCACCAGGAAACAGUUUUCUGAUAAAGUGCACAGUAAGCACAGAAAAUGAUCCAAUGAGGGCCGCAGAUAGAUACUUUAAGAAAGCUGGAGAAAAAUCUCUUUUGGAAUUAGCCCCACUUUAAGAAAGUUAAAAAAAAAAAAAAAUCUGAUCUUCUAACUCCAUAAAUUAGAAACUAUGUACUGUAAAGAAAGCUUUAGUUAUUCAAUUCCGUGAAACAUCAAUUUCGGAAGUAUUUGCCAAAUCCUGUGCAAGAGAUCAAAUACAUUAAAAUGUGCCCAACCUCGAGCAGCUCACAAUUGAAAUAUGAGGCUGACAGUGACCAGUACUAUAGAAUGUACAAGAAUAACAGAAACAUCAAGGCAAGAGAGAUUCUUUCCAACCAGGGGAGCCAGGUUUUGCAAAGGAACAGCUAAAUUUCACCAAGCAGACAUGCAGGAGGACAUUCAGGCAGAGGGGACAGCAUGAACCAGAAAUAACAUCACAUGGCAUAAUGAGCCAUUCAGGGCACAAGAGGUAGAAGGUGACAGUGGAAAAGAUGAACCGAGGCCAGGUUAUGAAGGGCCUUGAAAGCCAGACCAAGAAAUUGGACUUUAUCCUGAAAGCAACACGGGCAGUUCAUUUGGGGGUCCCAGUACAUUUUAAGUAGGAUUUACUUUACACAAGCUAGAUUUUCAUAUGUAUCAGAAACUUAACUGUUGUAAAAAUCA
This is a messenger RNA of Trichechus manatus latirostris (Florida manatee), 7052 nucleotides long. RefSeq names its product PHD finger protein 19 (gene PHF19). The coding region runs from base 121 to 1860 and encodes 579 amino acids. The record is from RefSeq and is a predicted model, not a curated record. Gene Ontology annotation, biological process: chromatin organization; regulation of DNA-templated transcription. Gene Ontology annotation, cellular component: nucleus. NCBI's taxonomy places the organism in Eukaryota, Metazoa, Chordata, Mammalia, Sirenia, Trichechidae. Gene Ontology annotation, molecular function: chromatin binding; DNA binding. The transcript has 14 exons.